Molecule: messenger RNA, 761 nt
Organism: Aspergillus ochraceoroseus IBT 24754
Lineage: Eukaryota; Fungi; Ascomycota; Eurotiomycetes; Eurotiales; Aspergillaceae
Exons: 2
Coding region: 160-570 (136 amino acids)
Source: RefSeq, a predicted model, not a curated record
CUGCAGGUCGCAACUUGCCCCAGAAAGACAAUUAUUCCACUUUUGGGCCAUACGCACUCCAACUCCAGUGGUAUCGCCCCAGGUAUCAUGGUGUUUCUUCUCGUUUCAACCCGUCCUCCUCGCCGUUGACAAGGCGCAACCGCCUUUCCAGAGUCAAAAAUGGCAAAUAACCGGAUUCCGAUCAAUUACGUGACGCCUUCAUUCCCGUCGCUCUAUUACCCCUUCCCAGCACAGAAUGUCGACGCCUACUAUCUCUACCAUACCCGGGAUAUCUGGCGCUUUACACUAUAUUGGACUUUGAUCUUUUAUCAGGCCUGCUACAUAACGGUGGCGGUCUGCGCUCUGGUUAUGCAAGGUCGCAGCUGGAGAAUAGGUAUCGCAGUUCCCGUGCUUUACGUAUUGAUUGGGGGGUUAGAAGCUCUUCUAGCGGGGAGUAUCGUUGGUGUCGUUCUCGGUGCUGUUUACGAAGCGGGUAACUUUAGAAUGUCUACCUGGAUCCCUAUAUUAUGGGGCGGUGUGAACAUCUUGGUUGUGAUACUCGCGAGCUUCCCCGUGCAAGGUGGGCUGUGAUGCCUUGCGAAACAAGAUGGGUAUUAUUCCAUUCAUGGUAUUAAGUCCCGAAACCGAUUGGAAGUAAAUUCCCAAACAGUACGCCCGAAAAUGCAGCGGAAAAUCCUAUAUGAUACAUCCAGAGACAAACGCUCUAUUUCCCAUAAUCCCAUCGUUGUCAAAUCCCGACCCGCCUGCCGUUGCCCCCCCCC